CGUGCGCGUGCCCGCAUCUAGUAGACGGUUAUGCGGUACAGAAAUCAAGGAGGAGAAACAGCGCUGACUGAGCCGGAAAAUCGGAAGUGACUUUCAGCAGAGACUUAUCUCGUUCGUUUUAAGUUUUGUACCUGCUUGUGUGACUUGACAGAAGCGAAACGCCUCGUGUAAGAAGAUGGCAAUUGAAUCGCACUGUUGAGCGUUCCAGUGGGUCGCCUGUUAUGCUCUGUCCUGGUGUGUCACAAGCUAAAGGUGCUUCAAGCGACGCCGGUUUGCCUGCGAUUGUGAGAUUGUUUGUCUCAUCUCACAAUCCGUCCUGCUGAGGAGCUGCUCGGGACUGUUCACCAGCUCCCAACUUGGGGCAGAGACAGCACCCCCACCCUCCUGCCAAAAUGGUGCUGUCACAGAGGCAACGAGACGAACUAAAUCGAGCUAUAGCUGAUUAUCUACGCUCUAAUGGCUAUGAAGAGGCAUAUUCUGUUUUUAAGAAGGAAGCAGAGCUGGAUAUGAAUGAGGAGCUGGAUAAGAAGUACGCUGGCCUUUUGGAAAAGAAAUGGACCUCAGUCAUCAGAUUACAAAAGAAGGUAAUGGAGUUGGAGUCAAAGCUAAACGAAGCAAAGGAGGAAAUCACUUUAGGAGGCCCCCUGGUGCAGAAAAGAGACCCCAAAGAGUGGAUACCACGCCCACCUGAGAAGUACGCCCUCAGCGGUCACAGAAGCCCUGUCACACGCGUCAUCUUUCACCCUGUGUUUAGUCUCAUGGUCUCUGCUUCAGAAGAUGCCACCAUAAAGGUUUGGGAUUACGAGGCUGGAGACUUUGAGCGUACACUGAAGGGUCACACUGACUCGGUGCAGGACAUCUCCUUUGAUCAGACUGGAAAGCUGCUGGCUUCCUGCUCUGCGGAUAUGACCAUCAAACUCUGGGACUUCCAGGGCUUUGAAUGCAUCAGGACCAUGCAUGGACACGAUCACAAUGUGUCGUCAGUUGCCAUCAUGCCCAACGGUGAUCACAUAGUGUCUGCCUCUAGGGAUAAGACCAUGAAAAUGUGGGAGGUGGCCACGGGCUACUGUGUGAAGACGUUCACUGGUCACAGGGAGUGGGUGCGUAUGGUUCGACCCAAUCAAGAUGGCACGCUGUUGGCUAGCUGCUCCAAUGACCAGACGGUACGUGUGUGGGUGGUGGCCACCAAGGAGUGCAAGGCGGAGCUGCGGGAGCACGAGCACGUAGUGGAGUGUAUCUCCUGGGCCCCUGAGAGCGCUCACCCCACCAUAUCUGAGGCCACUGGCUCUGAGAACAAGAAGAGUGGAAAGCCUGGCCCAUUCCUGUUGUCCGGAUCCAGAGACAAGACCAUCAAGAUGUGGGACAUAAGUACUGGCAUGUGCCUUAUGACGCUGGUUGGUCAUGAUAACUGGGUGCGUGGAGUGCUGUUCCAUCCAGGUGGAAAGUUCGUAGUGAGCUGCGCUGAUGAUAAGACACUACGUAUCUGGGACUAUAAGAACAAGCGUUGCAUGAAGACCUUGAGUGCCCAUGAACACUUUGUUACCUCUCUGGAUUUCCACAAGACUUCUCCUUACGUGGUGACAGGAAGUGUAGAUCAAACGGUCAAAGUGUGGGAAUGUCGCUGAUCGCCUAGGAACCGCCCCUCUUUCCCUUUCCCCUACGCCACCACUUUGGCCACUCCCACACCUGCUCUUCAGGAUGCAGUCAUUACUAUGGUUACCACCUCAUCCAGCUCUCUUCUAAUAACUAUUGUCCUUUUAUGUAAAUUACUCUGGAUGUAGUUUGAGCUUAUUAAAUGUUACACGAGACACUCACAAGGAGAAAAAAUGAAAUAAGUAAAAAGUAAAACAAGUAUUCUUGCAUGGUGAAUCCAAAACUUGUAUACUGUAAAUCUUUUGCUUCUCAUCAUCUCAAAGUAUCAUAGGGAUGUGGAGCACAGGUGGUGCUCGAACGUUAAGUGUUUCUGGACAGAAGGCAGAAUGAUGCAGUUUGGGGAAGUUCAGAAUACAGGGCACACAAAAUUAUCUGUCGGGUUUGUUUUAUUUGUUGCAGUCUGCUUUACACAAGAUAGAAAAAAGAUACUGGGGGGCAUGGGGGGGGGCGUAUCCCUUCCACUGGUUGCAUAGGUUUUCCCCUUACUAGAACAUUUUGGAUCAACGUUCAUAUUAGUGUUCAGAAUACAAGUUAAUUUGUUUGUGCAUUUCUCCUUCAUUGGCCUUCCACUUUUGCUCUUGUCAUUUUACACUAUAAAGAUAGUUUUAUUUAAACCUUCUGCUCAGACCGCCACAUUUGGCCAAUUUAUUUUAAAAUACAUUUCUAACAUAGCAUCCCACUCGACGACAGAAAACACCCGAGUAAGAAAAGAGAAAACGCAGUGACAAAGAUCAGUAAAGUGCACUUUUCCCUGGAGAUAGUUUCACACAGGGUUUAUAUUUUGCUUCUUUUUGUUUUUAUUUUUGUACAGAAAAUAUAGUCUGAUGCCCUCCAUUGCCACACCGUGCCCGUGGAGGGCCUCGACAAAAUGUAUUUACUGACAGACAGGGCAAGUUGAAUGCCACUUCAUUCUUGGUUCUGAAAAAUCACUUCUGUAUGUUUGACGUUUUCAGGACUGCAUAUUAUAUAUGACUAGGGACAAAGCACUUACCACAGACAGCCGCAAAACCACUUGUUUUCAUUAUAACCACCUAAGUUCUAACAACGGCAAUCUUAGAGGGGAGUUUGCUUCUUAAAAGGAUUCAUAACCUCUUAUUAUUCACCGUACGUCAUUCUGCUGCUUGUCUGCUGUCCGUCUGCUCCCUCUCACGUUUGUGAAGCGUUUUGGAAACGUGGUCCGUAAAGGCUUCUUGACGUACUCUGUGGCACUGCUCCGUGACUUUGUGCUGAAUCUAGUCAGUCUCUCUUGAAUCAGGGAGGUUUUCGGCAUCGUAGGAACAAACACGCAGUCGGUGAGGCUCGCUAUUCUGGACCUUGCGGAGUUUGUGUUUAAAGACGGCGUCUCCGCGGUAGGUCAACGUGCAAUAACUGUAGGCUGCUCUGUGUUAACUCUUAAGGAAGAGGGUAUGUAUGUGUUUGCCCUGAACACUUUUAUAGGAAGGUGGCCUCCUGUGGCGAUUCAUGGAGCGGUAUGAUGAUGAUGAUGAUGAUGUUCUCUUCUGGCUGCCAUACUAUGGCAACAAUUAGCAACUUAUAAGACUACAUCUGUGAUGAGUAGUUUGCUGUGCUUGCUGGUCAGCAGCGUACUGUUUUUAACAGUAGAGUCGUGUGCGCCCAACCACUGCCAUCCCAAAGCUAUGUUUGUAGCACAUGUGGGUGUGUGCGUGGAGGUCUGUGUGCAUACAGUGGGCUCUGACUCCAGCUGUCCGCUUUCUCUGCCUUGUUAAUGUACUGAGAAUCCCCAAUAUCGAGGACUUCAUUCUGCUUUUUGUGGUCUCACUGUUGACACGCGCUCGUGCGCUCACGUAAAUAAAUAUUUGUCCAUCAGUAUAUCUUGAUGUCAUUGUUUGCAACAUAAUUAAAAAUAAUAAAAUAUCUGUAAAUAUAAAGCAGCGGAGUGGUGUUUCUUUC
Messenger RNA from Triplophysa rosa, 3564 nucleotides. RefSeq names its product platelet-activating factor acetylhydrolase 1b, regulatory subunit 1b (gene pafah1b1b). The coding region runs from base 393 to 1625 and encodes 410 amino acids. Gene Ontology annotation, molecular function: microtubule plus-end binding; dynein complex binding. NCBI's taxonomy places the organism in Eukaryota, Metazoa, Chordata, Actinopteri, Cypriniformes, Nemacheilidae. Gene Ontology annotation, cellular component: cytoplasmic microtubule; kinetochore; microtubule associated complex. Gene Ontology annotation, biological process: vesicle transport along microtubule; establishment of mitotic spindle orientation; microtubule organizing center organization. The transcript is spliced from 11 exons. The record is from RefSeq and is a predicted model, not a curated record.